This is a messenger RNA of Gadus morhua (Atlantic cod), 726 nucleotides long. Its product is annotated as hydroxycarboxylic acid receptor 1-like. Gene Ontology annotation, molecular function: G protein-coupled receptor activity. The record is from RefSeq and is a predicted model, not a curated record. The coding region runs from base 1 to 726 and encodes 241 amino acids. Gene Ontology annotation, biological process: phospholipase C-activating G protein-coupled receptor signaling pathway; positive regulation of Rho protein signal transduction. Gene Ontology annotation, cellular component: plasma membrane. Lineage: Eukaryota; Metazoa; Chordata; Actinopteri; Gadiformes; Gadidae. The transcript has 4 exons.
AUGACGAGUGACCCAGUUGCUAAAUACCUGCUUUUGGAAUUUUCGACGUUAACAUGGUUCGGCCGUCCCCUGUUCCAGUGUUGCAUCGGUGUGGAGCGCUACCUGGCUGUCAUUCACCCUUUGACCUUCAUCAGGUUCAAGCCCUUGAGAUUCAGAGUAGUCUGCAGUGGACUGAUGUGGGUCGCCGUAACAGUCAUCCUGUUGAGCAUUGGGAAAGUUGAUGAACCAGAAGGCAUUAUUACAAUCAGCUUUUUCAUGACACUGUCUGUAAUUAUGUUCUGUUGUUUGUCAGUUCUUUGGUCCUUGAAGCAGCCAGGGCCAGUAGAGACAGAGAGGACAGCGGGUAACAUUAUUAAGAGAAGAGCCUUCAACAUCAUUUCAUUGAAUCUGGGAAAUCUUUUGGUUACUUAUUUGCCCACCAUUGUGAUCUCAUCUUUGAAAACUAUUUUGUCUCUGAAUAUCUUUUUUUAUCUGUUUAUUUCUGCUAUGUGUCUGACAGUGUUGGGUGGGAUUGCCCAACCUUUACUUCAUCUGCAAAAGGCUGGGAAACUGCCUAGGUGGCCCAACCCAGUGACCUAUCAGGAUAACGCCAACCCUGAGCCUCCUCACAGUCCUCUGGGGCCCAGGGGCCACCGAGGGCCAGAGAAGGUGCCGGCUCCCAGAAACAAUAGAGGAGACUGUGUCCGGUCGGCCAGCGCCCGGGCUGAGGCAGAAGGCGCCCCGUAA